Durusdinium trenchii is the source of this 1587-nucleotide messenger RNA. Lineage: Eukaryota; Dinophyceae; Suessiales; Symbiodiniaceae. The record is from the annotation of a GenBank genome assembly.
AUGAUCUCCAAUCAGUUUCGCCCACACCAAGACAGCAUGUGCUAUGCUUUAGCUGUGCCUGCAGACGAGGGCGCAGAAAGCCCGUAUCGAGAAAGUAUCGCAGCAUUGGGCGACGAAGGACAAUGGCAGGAUGCACUGCAGCUGUUCUCGGACAUGUGCCAAUUAGAUCCCGGCGGAGCUCUGACGGCCCCGACCUUCGCAGCUGUCACCAUGGCCUGCAGCCGGAUGACUCAGUGGUAUCAGGUACAGCAGCUCUUGCAAAAGGCCAUGUCCAACGACGUGAGGCCAGAAGAUGUCCUUUUGCAUGUGGAGGCGCCUGAGGUGACCUUGAUUCCCGGCCUCCGAUGGAAGACAGAUAAAUCAGAUAAGGAAGACUGGAGCUGGAAUACAGAGGAAGCAAGUGGUGGAAGUGGAGGAAGUGAAAAGGAGGAUGGCAAGGGCAAGGCAGUUGUGCUGACCCAUCGUUUGCCAGAUGAUUACCUCGAAAACACGCUUUUGCCGCACCUGGAAAGCCAGCUCUUAUACAAUAUCCACAUCUACACACCGGCUGAACUCACUCAAAUCGCAAAGGCAUAUGCCAAGAUGGAGGUGAGACAACUGGCGCUCUGUCGGAAGUUAGCUGGACACAUGAAGGAACGGAUGAAAGGUUUUGAGGCCAUUGAUGUGAUCGACGCCUUGGGUGCCAUGUGGAUCAUGGUCCCCGAUGAUGAGGAGCUCUUUGAGGCACUGGAGCAGAAGAUCUAUGAGAAAAUGGAGGACUUCACUGCACCAAACUUCAUGGGCAUCAUCCGCGUUUAUAACAAGAUGGCUUCCAAGCACCACACUCUCCUCUCCAAGGUGAUUCCCCGAUUAAGGGAGUUGCUGGCCAACUACGAGGGAGUGGAGCUCUCAGAGAUGUUGGUCUCCAUGGCUCAGUCUGUGGAUUCGGACAUGGACAUUUUGAUGACCUUGGUGCCAGAAGUGGAGAAGCGUUACAAUGAGGUCUCUUUGCUUCACUCCGUGAACAACGUUUGGGCACUUUGCCAGAUGAAGAUUGUUCAUGAAGGACUCCUGAAGCGAGUGGCCGAGGAUCUUUGCAACCCCACCAAGUCCAAGGAUCUCCCCGCGGGAUACAUGGCUCGUGUCGCUUGGAUCUACCGGCGUUGCAACCGCUGGGACUUGAUCUCCGAAGCGUUGCUCCCGAUGAUCCGCUCCUCAGCCGCCGAGUUCAGCCCGGGCGACUUCGCACGCCUGGCCCAAGCCCUGCCGGAAGAAGGACAGCUCCUGCGGAGGAUUGCCCAGAACUUGGUCGGGGGCUUCACGGACAUGGGGCGAAAAGACUUCCUCCUGUACUUGGUUGGCUGUGUGCAUGGCGAGGUCUUGGAGGAACGUCCAGAGGCCAAUCAGCCCUAUGGAGAGCUCACUCAGGCGUGUCUAAACUACAUCAAAGAAGAUCAGGAUAACUUUGCCAGAGACGAAGUGCAGAAGAUGGUGUACCUUCUGCACCACUCGAAGUACCACUACCUGGAAGAGGAAUUGCCUCCUUCUUUGAAUGCAAUCAAGCAGGAGACUAUUGAUUUCAUCCGUGCCAAGGGCGCUAGUCGCUGA